Messenger RNA from Olea europaea var. sylvestris, 2054 nucleotides. Its product is annotated as probable tRNA (guanine(26)-N(2))-dimethyltransferase 2. Gene Ontology annotation, cellular component: nucleus. The transcript has 10 exons. Lineage: Eukaryota; Viridiplantae; Streptophyta; Magnoliopsida; Lamiales; Oleaceae. The record is from RefSeq and is a predicted model, not a curated record. Bases 167 to 1699 code for a protein of 510 amino acids. Gene Ontology annotation, biological process: tRNA N2-guanine methylation. Gene Ontology annotation, molecular function: RNA binding.
GUUUUAACGUUCUCUCCACUCCCAAACUCUCAACUUAUAGCAGAAACCCUCUUUACCUACUCAUCCCUCAGCAGCUGUUGGCGCCCUCAUCCGCCGUUCCGUAACUUCCGUUGCUGCCGUUACCGUCAAAAAUCUAAGGGUAGAAGAACCCAAUAAAUCAUUUGACAUGGGUAGUACUGAUGAGAAAGCUAGGGAAGAAGAGAAUAAGAAGAUGGAAGCUCCCAAAGUGGCGCCUUUUGAUCUUAAUGAUUUUACAAUAAUCAAAGAAGGGGAGGCCGAGAUUUUAAUGCACGCCAAAAAUGAAGUCUUUUUCAAUAAAACUCAGGUUAACAAUCGAGAUAUGUCUAUUGCUGUUUUGAGGACAUUUAUAUCGAAAUACAAACUAGAGCAUGAAGCGCUGUCAUCCAAAAGAUUGAAAACAGGACCAAAAGCUUCAGAUGUGUCCACCAUUGAGGUGGAAGCUACCAUGGAUUCCAUAACUCAUAAUGAGAAUUCCAAUGGUGAUUGUCAUGUCUCAAAAGAAAUAUCCCAAGAUGAAACCAGCAGCAUUGUGGAAUAUCAAUCCUCAAACCAAGAGGGAAAGGGCCAAGGAGAACUGAAGCCACCACGAGUUCUGGAGGCCUUGUCGGCUUCUGGGCUCAGAGCUUUAAGAUAUGCACGUGAGGUUGAUGGGAUUGGUCAAGUUGUGGCCUUGGACAACGAUAAAGUUUCUGUUGAAGCUUGUAAAAGAAACAUAAAAUUUAAUGGUUCAGUGGCAUGCUCAAAAGUGGAGUCGCACCUUGUUGAUGCUCGUGUUUACAUGCUCACCCAUUCAAAAGAAUUUGAAGUGGUUGAUCUUGACCCUUAUGGUUCUCCAUCUGUUUUUCUGGACUCUGCUGUUCAAUCAGUUGUUGAUGGGGGCAUGUUGAUGUGCACAGCAACUGAUAUGGCUGUCCUUUGUGGGGGUAAUGGGGAGGUCUGCUACUCCAAGUAUGGCUCUUAUCCAUUGAGAGGAAAAUAUUGCCAUGAGAUGGCUUUGAGAAUCCUUCUUGCCUGCAUUGAGGUAUUUUAUCUUAUGAAGUUCUCAAUAUGGUCUGCUCCCAUCCACGAUCAAGAAUGGGUGACUUCCAUUCUAGAAGAUGUCAAAUCCAUGAAAGAUCGUUAUCCUGCUUAUGAACGAAUAUCAGCUGUAUUGACGACGAUUUCAGAGGAAUUGCCUGAUGUUCCUCUAUUUCUGAGUUUGCACAAUCUCUGUGCAACAUUGAAAUGCACAUCUCCGUCUGCAGUUAUGUUUCGCUCUGCCGUUAUCAAUGCUGGAUAUCGUAUAUCUGGAACUCAUGUAAACCCAUUGGGAUUGAAAACAGAUGCUCCUAUGGACGUGAUUUGGGAUAUCAUGCGCUGCUGGGUCAAAAAUCACCCCGUGAAAGCUCAGCCACCCGAUCAGGCUGGAAGUGUUAUACUUGCAAAGGAACCCAUUCUGCAGGCUAAUUUUACAAGAGCUGUAGCGUCUCUUAGCAAGGCACAAGCCAAAAAGGUUGCUCGAUUCCUUCCGAAUCCUGAAAGACAUUGGGGACCAAAGCUCAGGGCCGGUCGUCAGAUCACCAGCAAGCACGCAUCACUUUUGGGUCCUGAGGUGGUAAAUGGAUUAAACAACCAUGAAGAAGUUGAAGAGCCCUCCAAGCGUAAGAAGACGGAAGACCCCACUCCUAAUUCAUCAUAAUAUGCCUGCCUUCAUACAACACCAAUGGUCCACUUGCUCUGCAUUUGCUUUGCAGAGAUAACCAUCUCGAACUGAGCAAUGGUUCAUGUUCUAUUCAAUCGUGAGAGAGACCCAACACGAUUAACAUUAUUCUCUUGCAUGCCAAGGAGUCUUGACAGAGCAAUUCCAAUUUUGUUUAAAUUUUAUGAUUCUGUUUCACGUCUCGUUUUGAACAAUUACUUUCUUUUAUGAAAAGGAAAUAGUAGAAAACCGAGAACUCCACUAGUAAUGAUACAUGUAUUUGCGUAUUUCUGUGGACAGGCUAUGAUCAUAUAUCGCCCUUAAUGAAUGCAGAUUAUACAGAUUACUGUCUUUA